GUGACAGUAUGUAAAAAAAAUUUUUUUCUUUUUCCGAAAAAUUAUGACAAAAAAAAUACAACUUCAAAUAACUCGCCAUGCCUCUUAGGAAGUAUGUCGGACUGUUUACUUUUCAAAAAGGGGUCAUUUGGGGGAUAUCUGUACUGUUCUGACAUUCUUGGACCUCAAGAAAUUAGAUUGGCUGUCAGUACUUCAGGAUUGAUCAAUAUCAUACCAUAGUUUGUGAACGCUAUAACUUUCCUACAAACUAAAAAAUACAUCCUAAUUUGGGUUAUUUUCACCAAAGACAUGUAG
This is a messenger RNA of Staurois parvus, 294 nucleotides long. Lineage: Eukaryota; Metazoa; Chordata; Amphibia; Anura; Ranidae. The record is from the annotation of a GenBank genome assembly.